Molecule: messenger RNA, 1226 nt
Organism: Protopterus annectens (West African lungfish)
Lineage: Eukaryota; Metazoa; Chordata; Ceratodontiformes; Protopteridae
Exons: 2
Coding region: 127-828 (233 amino acids)
Source: RefSeq, a predicted model, not a curated record
UCACUUUAUUUCCUCUAGUACUAUGAUUACAUGGCUUCUGAUAGAUAUAGUUUACUUUGCCCAAAACUGAAACACUGUCAAUGGUGUCUUCAGUGAGGGUGAUUUCUCCUCCAGGCUGUCAUAUAUAUGGAUGUGUACAUGCAUGCAAUAUUGGGAACACUGAACACAUGUAUUUAUUUUGCAUUUGAGAAUUCUCAUGCAUUUCCUUUGGCUCUUCUCUCCCACAUUGUAACAGUACUCAUGGCAGGGCACAGUCAAAAUAGUGCAAGACAGGGAUAUCAAUUUGAACCAAGGUAUCGACCUGGCGAGCCAAGGAAGCAGCGCCGUUUGUGCAACAGUGGUCAGCAUCAACCGCCUUCGCCGGACCCUGAUUACAGCAGUCUGUCAAGUAUGACAUGGUGCCUAUGUGGGAAAUGCACAAUGAUGACCACGUCACUCGAAUGCCUAUGUUGUGUGUCUUCUCCACGAGCAAUUGAGAAAUGGGCAGAAGUAACUUCAACUUCAGGUCACAAUGCAUGCAUAACUGUGCACCCACAGUUUGACUCGGCAUGCCUUUAUACCCACAAUUUAAAAACUAUAUUCAGGCUUCUGUGUCGGCGUAGAGGGUGUUAUCAACUACCGCAGUGGACAAACAAGUUGUACCGGGUUGUGGCGUACCGUGCAUAUGUGUUGUGGGUGCAUAACAAUCGAAGGCUGGGAUUUGGAAAUCGAAUGGUGCUUCCCGCUUGUGUAGUGUCACGAAUUCGAGAACAGUUUCCAUGUGCAGAUGAUGAUUCGUACACAGGAUUUAGAGCUUUUGAGGGACUUUGGAUUUAUUCUGAACACUGACAUGUCUAUUGUUAGCUGUGCAUUUCCUGUUCACAGUUGAAAAAUGGUUUUACUUGUCAAAUACUGUAUACGCUACCUUAUUAUGAAGUUUGUACACUAAUAAAGUUAGUAUCAUUGACUUGGAUACUUAAUGUGUCAUGUGUACAUUUGUACAUCUGUCUACCAUUGCCUUAAAUUGAUGCUGCUCUGAGAGCAGAGUACGUACUUACAGCCGUUUUCACUGUUGUAUAUCAUGAUGGUGAUUGUAUUUUUUUAUAGCAAUAUUUCUGCAACUUUAAAUCACUGGCGAAUGUCCACCUGUGCAACUGACGUCCUUCACACCAUGCAGACAAAAGUGUAUGUCCUACUUUUAGUGGCUUUUAAUUAUGUACAGGUCCGAUCACACUGCCUAUGCAAGA